AUGGGUAAUGCAACGAGCAAGAGUGAGGACCCGGUGCUUAUGGCGCUGAGACACAUGUUGAGAUCCAGGGGGUUAAAACAGUCCGAUUCCUUGUCAAAGAAGGUCUGCGUCUUCCCCAUGAUCUCAGCCCUUAAGUCAUAUUUUCAACCCUAUCUGACCCCCAGGCAUACCGCAGGGGAAGACCAAUGGGUCACGUUUGAUGAGGAGAGAGCCCAAAGGUCAAAAGUGAAACUAAAGCACAUGCUAUGGAGAGAUCUGGAAAGGGGGAGUGACGAGAGUGGGGGAGAAAAAGGGGGGACCCUGGGCAGUCGGGAUGAAGAUGAGGGAGAGGAGCCCUCCACUCCCAUGGGACUGGUCCAGGCUUUCCCCAUAAACAUCAACCCUGGACCCCAGCACCCGGCCGCCUGUAUGCUGACAGGGACUACAGAGGCUUUUGCCACGGGCACCCAGCAGCAGCACUUCCACCACCGUAUAUGGGACAGGACCACCAGUGUGAGCUUGUUGAGUAAGGACCCAACCACACCAACCUUGACUGCAGAUGUCAAUAGCACAAGUGAGGAUUCCUACGACUUCUUUGCGACCUGUCCAGUGGUGAUGAUCCUGUUCUGGCUAGUCCUCAUUGUGGCUGCAGUCGGGGUAACAGGAAACGCGGUUGUGCUCUGGCUUCUGGGUUUCCGUAUGCGCAGAAAUGCCAUCUCAGUCUAUGUCCUCAACCUGGCUGCAGCUGACUUCAUGGUCCUUUGCAACUAUAUUAUUGUCCUACUGGUGGAAAAAAUAUCUCCAAAUUUCUUCAACCUUUUUUUCGUCACAGUUUCCACCAUUAUGACCUUCUGCUCCUAUUUCACAGGUUUAAGUGUGCUCAGUGGCAUUAGCAUUGAGCGCUUUCUCUCCACACUGUACCCCAUCUGGUACCGCUGCCACAGACCAAGACACACAUCAGCCAUCAUCUGCGGGCUAAUCUGGACUGUGUCCCUGCUGGUCAGCACUCUGAGCGUGUCCAACUGUCUUGCAUUAUAUUUUGGAGUUGUUUAUUACAACUGGUGUGAGCCACUUGGUUUUUCCCUUGCUGUAUACCUGAUCUUUUUAUGUGUGAUUCUCUCUGGAUCCAACCUGAUUCUAACUGUCAGGAUGUUCUGUGGGUCACGCCGGAUCCCACUGACCAAACUGUAUGUGACUGUCCUGCUCACUGUGCUGGUCUUCCUCUUCUGUGGCCUGCCCUUUGGCAUCAAUUUUUUCCUAGUAGCCAGGAUUUCAAGAGGUUUGUUCCAUCUCCCUUGUUAUUAUGCUUUACUUUGCUUUUUCCUGUCCUGUGUUAACAGCUCUGCCAACCCCAUCAUUUACUUCUUCAGUGGCUCCUUUAGGCAGCACAAGUACCAGAAUCUCAAGAUAGUUUUGCAAAGGGCUUUUCAGGACACUCCUGGGGAGGAUGGACAUGGAGGCAGCCUUCCCCAGGAGAGCCUGGAGGUGCCAAGCAGCAGACUGGAGCAGGAGUGA
Molecule: messenger RNA, 1494 nt
Organism: Nannospalax galili (Upper Galilee mountains blind mole rat)
Lineage: Eukaryota; Metazoa; Chordata; Mammalia; Rodentia; Spalacidae
Product: mas-related G-protein coupled receptor member X1-like
Exons: 3
Coding region: 1-1494 (497 amino acids)
Biological process (GO): G protein-coupled receptor signaling pathway
Cellular component (GO): membrane
Molecular function (GO): G protein-coupled receptor activity
Source: RefSeq, a predicted model, not a curated record